This is a messenger RNA of Syzygium oleosum, 1764 nucleotides long. Its product is annotated as disease resistance protein L6-like. Gene Ontology annotation, molecular function: ADP binding. Gene Ontology annotation, biological process: signal transduction; defense response. The record is from RefSeq and is a predicted model, not a curated record. The transcript is spliced from 2 exons. Lineage: Eukaryota; Viridiplantae; Streptophyta; Magnoliopsida; Myrtales; Myrtaceae. Bases 130 to 1764 code for a protein of 544 amino acids.
AGAACCCCAAAACAUCUUGAGCUUUGUGCGAUUUUUCCCAUACCUGUCAUAACGUACCAGAUGAAGUAUUUCAACAGUGCCUAUUAGAGAUAGAGAGAGAGAGCCUUGCUAAGUGCGAAGUGAGCUCUUAUGGCGAACUCGGAGAUAGGAACGUGCUCUAGCAAUAUAUUAGGAGGUGAGUACCAAGUAUUCUUGAGUUUCAGAGGGUUCGAUACUCGUCGUGGAUUCACCAAUAGCCUCUACCAUGCCUUGGUAGAUGCCAGGAUUCGUGUUUUCAUCGAUGAUGAAGAGCUUCAACCAGGUGAUAGAAUUAGUGGCAACCUUUUGCGAGCAAUUGACGAUUCCAAGCUCUACAUACCCAUCUUCUCCAAAAAUUACGCUUCAAGUCAAUGGUGCCUCCGUGAACUUGCAAACAUGGUGGAGAACACCUCUAAAUCUAAAGAAGAUGGAAAGAAGGUCAUAUUGCCCAUCUUCUACGACGUGAAACCCGAUGACGUGAAACUAAAAACCACAUUGUACAACGAGGCCAUAUCAAAUUUGGAGCAAAAGAUGGAGGAUAAGAAGAAGAAGUUUAGCUCCAACGAUGUAGAGACAUGGCGGCAAGCUCUCAAAGAAGUUGAUAGCACCAAGGGAUGGGAGCUGGAGAAAUAUCCAGGCUAUGGGGAUCUUAUCAAGUCGGUUGUUAACGAGGUUGUGGUUAGACUCAAGACAAAACAAAGACAAGUGACCGAAGAUUUAGUAGGAAUGGAGGAUCGAAUAGCAGCCAUAAACAAUUUAUUAGACAUCGACUUCGGUGGUGUGCGGCUCAUUGGAAUCUAUGGGAUGGGUGGCAUUGGUAAAACAACACUUGCAAAGAUUAUCUUCAACCAACUAUGUCCUCGCUUUGGGAAAAACUGCAGCUUUCUGGAUGACGUGAGGGAAACGGCAAAAACCAAGGGCUUAGUCAACUUGCAAGAAAAAUUAUUGUCCGAUAUCUCUUACUCUAGAGUGACUUGUAACAUCGAUAACAUUGAUCAUGGGAUCAAUAUGAUUGGAGAAACAAUUUGCAACAAGAAGAUGCUCAUUGUAUUGGAUGAUGUCAGUGAGGGCAACCAAAUCCAAAAACUAAUCGGAGUGAAUUCUUUGUAUCCUGGUACUAGGAUACUUGUUACCACUAGAGACAAAAGCGUUACGAAAAUCCGGGGGUUUAAGUAUGAAAUCUUGCCUUAUGAAAUGGAGAGGUUGAGCGACAAAGACGCACUCCAACUUUUUAGUAGGCAUGCCUUCGAUGACAACUCUCCUCCAGCCAAUUACUACACUCUUUCAUACGAUAUUGUCUCUACUACUGGUGGACUACCUUUAGCUCUUCUAGCAAUAGGUUCAUCGCUUUUUGGUCAUGAAAAGAAAAGAAUAUGGAAAGAGAGGCUAGAGAAGCUAAGGAAAACACCUCAUAAGGAUGUCUUGGGAAAGCUAUGGAUUAGCUAUGAUGCAUUAGAGCCGGAUCAACAACAAAUAUUUCUCGAUAUUGCAUGCUUUUUCAUCGGUCAGAAUAAGACUAAUCCAAUGUAUGUGUGGGAAGAUUGUGGGUUUGGCCCAGAGGAUGCCAUUGAUGUCCUUAUUAAGAGGUGCAUGAUAAAGGUUUUAGAGGAUGAUAGAUUUGAGAUGCAUGAUCAGUUUAGAGAUCUUGGAAGGGCAAUUGCUAAACAAGAGUGUACCAGGAUGUGGGAUAGAGAUGACAUCAUUUGUGAAAUAAGAUCAACAGAGGUAAAGUAUGGCCAAAUUUGA